Molecule: messenger RNA, 1216 nt
Organism: Ilex paraguariensis (yerba mate)
Lineage: Eukaryota; Viridiplantae; Streptophyta; Magnoliopsida; Aquifoliales; Aquifoliaceae
Source: the annotation of a GenBank genome assembly
CUUCGGUUUCUCUGUCUGCGUGUUUUGAGAAAUGGACUUGGCAUCAGCUUCUCUUUUGUACCCUCCAACUGGAACGAGAGCCGUUGGGUGGACAAAGAGCUCAGUUCCAAGACUCCCAACCCCAAAUGCCGCGAGAGAACGGUUCACCCGAAAUAGAUUACCUUAUCUGGCAAACGUAGCUGCCCAGCCAACAAAGCAGCAGGUUGAAAUUGAGUUGGAAAAUAGUAAAUUCCAACUGUUGAAAGCCAUCCAAGACACGCAACGGGGCCUUGUCACAACUGCUGAUCAACGCUCUUUCAUUGAGGAGGCUUUGGUGAGUGUGGAAAGUUACGAUGCUGGUAAUCCAUUUGACUUUGGGAGGUUGGACGGUACAUGGCGUUUGCAGUACACAUCUGCCCCUGAUGUCCUCAUUCUUCUGGAGUCCGCCGCUAGGCUUCCCUUCUUCCAGGUUGGACAAAUUUUUCAAAAAUUUGAAUGCGAGGAUCUAUCUGAUAGAGGUUAUGUCCGCAAUGUUGUUCAGUGGAGUAUUCCAAACUUGUUAGAGGUUGGACAAAUUUUUCAAAAAUUUGAAUGCGAGGAUCUAUCUGAUAGAGGUUAUGUCCGCAAUGUUGUUCAGUGGAGUAUUCCAAACUUGUUAGAGAAGCAGGAAGGUGCCACUCUGAUUGUAUCCGCAAAAUUCUCUGUUGUAUCUCUGCGUAACAUCUACCUCCAGUUUGAAGAGAAGCUUCAAUGUCUUCCCAGAUGGCUGUAUCUUUUCUUUGCGUCCAUUGGUAAUGAUAUCAGGCUCUUAUACCCCUGCAUAAGGCUCAAAGACAGAAUCAGUGCUAAUCGAUAUCGGGAUGGCCAAGUGGGCUGGGAUAUGAUAGCUGUCGAGAACAUAAAGAUUAGUGAACAGUUGCAAGCUCUAAUAGUUCCAGCACUGCUACCAAGGACUUGUACAAAUGCUUUUUCCGCAGAUCUUGCAGUUAAUCCAAUCAUUCAAAGCUCAAGUACCUGUAAGAAACCCAGCGAGGUAUAUGAUAAUCUUGCAGCUUUACAAGCUUUUCAUGCAAACAAUGACAAUAAAUUAAUUGCAGGCGAUCUGCAGGAGGACUAUAUUACCUUUCAUAUCUGGAUAGCAAUAUGCUUUUGGGUCGUGCCGUUGGUGGUGGAGUAUUUGUAUUUAGCAGAGCUCAAACUUAUGUAUGACGAGGAGCAGGUCCAACUGAUGGUGUAG